AUGGCACCCAAGACCAAGAAGCAGGGAGCCUACGUUGAGGUUGGUGCUGGAGGCCCGCUCAACGCAAUCAUGGCAGGCGGCACGAAGGGCGCCAAGCGCGAUGCCGGCGAGAAGCCGGCCGCCAAGGAGCCUUCCAAGAAGGCGAAGAAGGAGCCUGAGGCGGCGGCGCGCGGCGGCGAUGUCGAGAUGACAGAUGAGGAUGUGAUCGUCGGCUCCGGCCGCCAGGCCGCACAGAACAUCAGCUACAAGGACAAGCGGGUGAAGCUGGAGAGCAAGGAGGAUCGGCUGGUGGUGAAGGAGGAUGUGGUGUGCGAGGGCGAGCAGGAGGCGCUGAAGGAGACCGAGGCCGGCUCCGGCUGGAGCAACAAGCUGCGCCGCCUGGGCGACUUCUCUGUGUGCGACGAGGCGGGCAUUGUGGAGCCUGUGGAGAGCGUGGAGUACUGCCAGGGCAAGCUGUUCCUGUCGGGCGUGGUGUAUCCCAAGGAGGGCGCCACCACCAAGGAGACGGGGAGGCGCUGCGAGCGCUUUGGCCCCCUUGAAUCCUUCUCCCUCGACUUCUCUGACAAGAAGGGCGUGCAGGUGGUGGCCUGCACCAAGGAGGGGCAGUACCUGCUGAUGCGCCCCGCCGCCGCCUACAAGAAGGUGCACCAGGCGCUGAGCCCGCAGCUGGGCGGCUCCGCGUUUGCCAGCCUGGAGGAGAUUGUGGCCCGCCUGGCUCGCGCCAAGGUGUGCAAGGGCUACCCCAGCGCCCGGGAGGGCCUGCUGGUCAACGCCCGCUUCCUGCUGGCUCAGUUUGAGAGGCUGGAUGCCGCCUCGGGCCACAAGGCGCUCAAGUAUCUGGACACCGACUUUUGA
Molecule: messenger RNA, 855 nt
Organism: Chlorella variabilis
Lineage: Eukaryota; Viridiplantae; Chlorophyta; Trebouxiophyceae; Chlorellales; Chlorellaceae
Exons: 9
Coding region: 1-855 (284 amino acids)
Source: RefSeq, a predicted model, not a curated record